GUGUGCAGAAUUAUUAAUUAUGUAUCAGGCUGAUAUUAACCAUGCUGCUGAAAGAGGACAGACACCUUUGUACCUGGCCUGUAAAAAUGGAAAUAAUGAUUGUAUUAAGCUACUGUUGGAAGGUGGAGCAGAUCGAACAGUAAAAUCCAGUGAUGGUUGGUCACCAAUUCAUGCAGCAGUGGAUUCUGGUAAUGUUGACAGUCUCAAGCUCCUUAUGUACUACAGCAAGCCAAACAAUAGGAACUCUUUCACUGAUGCAGAGCCUAAUUUAGACUACUUUGAGUUGGACAAGAGAGAAGACAACUAUAGCACUAGAAUAAAGCCUGUUAUUUCUGCAGAUCUCAUCAAUCAUGCUGACAAAGAGGGUUGGACUGCUGCCCACAUAGCAGCAUCAAAAGGCUUUAAGAACUGUCUAGAAAUCCUUUGCAGCCAUGGUGGACUAGAGGCUGAGAGAAAAGAUAAGUGUAAUCGAACAUUGCAUGAUGUUGCUACUGAUGAUUGCAAACAUCUCCUAGAAAACUUAAAUGCUCUUAAUGUACCUGUAAGGAUUUCAGUUAGUGGCAUUGAACCAGCCCAUUGUGGUACAGAAGAAUUUGAUAUAGAAAACACAAUAUGCGCUUUAAAUAUCUGCAAACAGACAUCAUGGGAUGAUUUUUCAAAGGCAGUGAGUCAGGCAGUGACAAACCAUUUCCAAGCAAUUGCUUCUGAUGGAUGGAAGAGCCUAGAAGACCAGUCAUUCAGUAGUGCUGCAGAAUCGAACAUUGGCCUCAGUGCAAGCAGUAUAUUAUCUGUCAAACUAGGAAACAUUUCAUGGUCAACAGGUCAGAUUUUUUCCCAGCCACCAUGGGAUUUUUUGAAGAACAACAGAGCUGAGCAUAUCACAGUGGUUUUGUUUGGACCUCAAGAAGGCUGCCUAAAUAGCGUGACUUACGCAUCUAUGAUCCAUCUUCAGACACUUCAGAAUUACCUCCGCCUGGUUGAACAAUAUCGUAAUGUCAUUUUCCAUGGUCCAGAAGGAAGUUUGCAAGACUAUAUAGCAUAUCAGAUAGCAGCCUGCAUGAAGCAAAAGCAGAUGGCUGCAGGAUCCACAUGUGAAAUCAUUAAAGUUGAAGUGGAUGCUGGUUUCUCCAAGGAGCAGCUUGCAGAACUGUUCAUCAGCAGUGCUUGUCUGGUCCCAGUUAAACAGCCUCCUGUAAGCAAGACAACCAUUGUGAUUUUAGAAAAUUUGGAGAGAGCUUCUUUGUCUGAAUUACUAGGAGAUUUUCUGGCACCUCUUGAGAAUCGGAGUUCAGAAAAUCCGUGCACUAUUCAAAGAGCAAAUGGAGUGUCUGGUGCCUUUUACUUUCAUGAGAACUGCUUUUUACUGGGGACAAUCUCAAAGUGUCAUCUUCAUGGCUCUGACCUGCUGGUUCAGCAUCAUUUCCGCUGGGUUCAACUUAGGUGGGAUGGGGAACCAAUGCGUGGCUUGCUUCAAAGGUUUUUAAGAAGAAAAGUUAUAAACAAG
Molecule: messenger RNA, 1504 nt
Organism: Nestor notabilis (Kea)
Lineage: Eukaryota; Metazoa; Chordata; Aves; Psittaciformes; Psittacidae
Product: cortactin-binding protein 2-like
Exons: 10
Biological process (GO): regulation of synapse organization
Cellular component (GO): glutamatergic synapse
Molecular function (GO): protein binding
Source: RefSeq, a predicted model, not a curated record